Molecule: messenger RNA, 5324 nt
Organism: Pantherophis guttatus
Lineage: Eukaryota; Metazoa; Chordata; Lepidosauria; Squamata; Colubridae
Product: KIAA0319 like
Biological process (GO): homophilic cell-cell adhesion; neuron migration
Cellular component (GO): Golgi apparatus; cytoplasmic vesicle; membrane
Molecular function (GO): calcium ion binding; protein binding
Source: RefSeq, a predicted model, not a curated record
GGGAGGGGAGGUGUUGAAGAAGGUGCCGGGGUGCUUCUGCGGCCUACCUUCCCUGGCCAUGGUGGCGGUAAAGCCGCAGCCCUGACGAGGCUCACGGGCAGGAGGACCCUUCCCUCCGUCAGUUUUACCUCAGGGGGGCUCUCUCCCCGCAUUUUCACCUGUCGGCCAAGAACACCUGUCCCCCCUCACCGCGGCCCUCCCGAGAGCUCUGUGCCUGUCUGCAAAGGCCAUGGAGAAGAGUUUGGAAAGCAGUUUCAGCAUCAGCUUUUUGAAUCCACUGGUACUCUUCUUUAGAAAAUCUGCCAAGUGUCUGGGCCAUCUUCCUCUAAUCUACGUAUUUAUCUGCCUCAGUGCCCUCUCUUUCUGCACAGAAGGAAGCUGGAGCAGAAGAGUUUGCCAGUCUGCAAAGCCUUUGGAAGAAGGCAAUUUGAGGUCAUCAGAUAGUGUCCAUCUCCAGCUGCUAGAAGGAUUGCACUCUAUCCACUCUUGUCAAGCUGCUUGUUGUCAAACCCCAGCCUGUGAUGCAUUUUGGCUCAUGGGGACUAUCUGCAUCCAGGUGAACUGUACUAAGUCUCAUAAGUGUCAAGAGAUCAGAACUGACAUGAUGGACCUCAUCAUGGUCUUUGUAACAAAAUCUGAUCUUGAUGUAGAUUCCCAACCUGCCAAAGAAAGGCAAGCCCAUCUUCCCAAAUGGUUGAACUGGAAGGAGAGACAUCAGAGUAAAUCAAGGAUACAGAGGUCCUUCAAAGAGCUGCCUGCUCACGCAUUGCAUUUAGGAAACGUCAGGGGAAAUUCUCUAAAGCGAGAUGUGGACUCCAGUGCUGGAAGCUCUAUAAACCAUCCAGCUCCAUCAGAAGCCUUGGAUAGAAUACCUACUCACAAGGAUCUUACAGAACCGCAGUCUUCAAGACCAGAAGCAAACCUUUCAGGAAACCAUACUAAAGUGGAAAAAAUCCUCCUGCCAAAUUAUAAGGAUUCAGAAGAACUGAAGCCCCAAAGCCCAUCUUUUUCCAACAGUGAUCACAUGAACAGAGAGCAUGACCCUGGUGGGAGUGGCUCCUUGGGGGCCCCUACAGGAGUUGCUACAUCAUAUCCCACUUCAUCAACCAUCUUCCCCAGUCCUGUUGGGAACUCAGAGAAAACCAGACUAUCCAACAAUGUUUCCAUCCAGACCUUCUCUUUAGAAAAAGCCAUUCCAACUUCUAACAGUCUUCUGGGAAAAGAUUUGGGGAAGGUGCCACAAGUUAUCCCUGUUCCAACUGGCAUUCCCAUCAAUGGUAGUCUUACUGCAGUUCUGACAGCUCCUGCUAUGGUACCUAGUACUCCUGCCCCUACACCAGUUAUUAAGAAAUUGGCAGUUUCUGCUGGAGACAGUGUCCAGGUGACCCUGCCAAAAAAUGAAGUGGAACUGAAUGCAUAUGUCCUACCUCCACCACCUAAAGGAAGUAGCUAUUCCUAUGAUUGGAGAUUGAUUACGCACCCAAAGGAUUAUAGUGGAGAGAUGGAAGGACAGCAUUCUCAGAUUCUCAAGUUGUCCAAGCUCACAGUUGGCCUAUAUGAAUUCAAUGUGAUAGUAGAUGGUGAUAACGCACACGGAGAAGGAAUGGUGAAUGUGACGGUUAAACCAGAGCCUCGAGUAAAUCAGCCACCUGUGGCCAUUGUGUCACCCCCAUUCCUGGAGAUCUCUCUUCCAACCACCUCAACAGUCAUUGAUGGCAGCCAAAGUACUGAUGAUGACAAAAUAGUCAGCUAUCACUGGGAAGAACUAAAGGGGCCUCUUCGAGAAGAGAAGGUAUCUGCUGAUACAGAUAUUCUGGAACUGACCAACCUGGUACCAGGAAAUUACACAUUCCGCCUCACUGUGGUGGAUUCUGAUGGGGCUAGCAACUCCACCACCGCUAGCCUGACAGUAAACAAGGCAGUGGAUUACCCCCCUGUGGCAAAUGCGGGCCCUAACCAAGUGAUCACUCUGCCUCAAAAUGCCAUCACCCUUUACGGAAAUCAGAGCACGGAUGACCACGGCAUCGUCAGCUACGAAUGGUCCCUCAGCCCCAACAGCAAAGUGAAGGUAGCAGAAAUGCAGGGGGUAAGGACUUCAACUCUGCAGCUCUCAGCCAUGCGUGAAGGUGACUACACCUAUCAACUGACAGUGACAGAUUCUGCUGGACAUCAGUCCACUGCUGAGGUCACCGUGAUUGUACAACCUGAAAACAAUAAGCCUCCCAGGGCAGACGCCGGUCCAGACAAAGAACUCAUCCUACCUGUGGACAGCACCACUCUGGAUGGCAGCAAGAGCUCAGAUGACCAAAAGAUUGUCUCCUUCCUUUGGGAGAAAACACAGGGCCCAGAUGGUGUGAAACUGGAAAAUGCCAACAGCAGCAUAGCCACAGUCUCUGGGCUUAAAGUAGGAGUGUACAAAUUCACACUAACAGUCAAAGAUGAACGGAAUUUACAAGGACAAAGUUCAGUUACUGUCAUUGUGAAAGAAGAGAUAAAUCAGCCUCCUGUUGCAAAAAUUGUGGGCAACAGUGUCACCAUCACUCUCCCUACAAACACGGCAGAGCUUGAUGGGUCCCAAUCUACGGAUGACAAAGGAAUUGUCACCUUCCUGUGGACUCGGGAUGAGAGCAGCCCUGCAGCAGGGGAGGUGCUAAAUAAUUCGGAUCAUCAUCCCAUUCUGUUUCUCUCCAACCUGGUGGAGGGAACGUACACCUUCCAUCUGAAAGUGACUGAUGCCAAAGGGGAGAGUGAUGUGGACCGAGCCACUGUGGAAGUAAAAGCUGAUCCUAGGAACAACAACCUGGUGGAAAUGAUUCUAGAUGUGAACGUCAGCCACCUGACGGAGCGGCAGAAGGGCAUGUUCAUCCGUCAGAUCGGGGUUCUGCUUGGGGUCCUGGAUUCAGACAUCACAGUUCAGAAGAUCCAGGCUUACACUGAGAAGAGCACAAAGUUGGUGUUCUAUGUGCGGAAUCAGCCUCCUCACCAGAUCUUCAAAGGACGUGAUGUUGCAUGGACCCUCAAGAGUGAAUUGCGGAAGCAGCAAUCAGAUUUCCUUAUCUUCCGUGCACUGGAGAUCAAUACAGUCACCUGCCAGCUCAACUGUUCAGAUCACGGCCUCUGCGACUCUUUCACCAAGCGUUGCAUUUGUGAUCCUUUUUGGAUGGAGAACUUCAUCAAAGUGCAGAUUGGUGAUGGUGAAAGCAAUUGUGAAUGGAGUGUGCUCUACGUUGUGAUUGCGUCCUUUGUGAUUCUGGUUUCCCUUGGGAUCUUCUCCUGGGUGGUGGUCUGCUGCUGCAAGAAGAAAAAAGGAAAACCCAAAAGGAAGAGUAAGUAUAAGAUCUUGGAUGCCACGGAUCAAGAGAGCCUGGAGCUGAAGCCAAAUUCCAAAGCAGGCAGCAAGCAGAAAUCCCAGGCACAGAACACCAGUCUGAUGCAUUCGGAGUCUGAACUGGACAGUGACGAAGCCAUCUUCACUUGGCCUGACCGGGAGAAGGGAAAGCUCCUCCACGGCCAGAAUGGCUUUCUGCGAAAUGGGCAGGUGAUACUGAAGCCAAAAAACCAGCGAGAAGAGAUUCUAUAGCGACAGGCCUGCGUCACAAAGAGUUGGCAAACGAUAUGAAAGACCACUCUCUUCCUCCUCGGUUGCACGAGGAAUCCUGGGAGUACCACUGUUUGGAGAGUCCUUCUCUCUUUACCGAUCAUCUCUAAGAAAAUGUUGAGUCAAACUGCCAGUACUUGAAUUUGGACUCAAAAGGGAAAUUUAAUUUUGGCAAAAGAAGCUGUGAAACAAAAGACUAUGAAGGGUAGGUGCGGUUCUGAAAACAAUGCAGAACUUCCCAGCCACUCCUGUGAAAAGGCAUCUAUUUGCGUAGGGCUGCAGUACAGAUCCGAGGCUACUCAUGCAAGCAUCUGUUUGCUACAGAGUUGGCAACCUUCUUCACACACUCUUCUGUAUUGUUUGUGAGAACACACUCCGUAGUUGGUCUUGAAAGCUGAGAUGCCUCAAACUGUCCCCCCCCACCCCCCAAUUCACUCCUAGGAAAACUUUCCUGAUUCACCAUCAUUUAUAUGAGCGUCAUUUUCCAGAAAUGGAAGAAGCCAAGCAUUGUCUCCAUGGCAAGUGAAGAAACUGCAUUUUGACUAGGAUGGUAAAUUCCCCUUUUCAGUUUUUGCCAGUGGUGAGAAUUGAGAUGGAGCCUCCAGAUCGCUGGUUGCUCGGGCUCUUUUCCUCCACACUCUGCAUCAACCCUGAAAGUUUUUCUCACUGGUAGUCAGUCACACUGUAGAACAACAGGCUCCUUUGCCUGUGAAAAACACUGAUGUGUCGUCUUGCAAAAAAAAGGAAAGAAAAAAGAAAACCCACCUUUGCACAAGUGGAAAAGGAGGAGGAAGAGGGUCAAAAGACAAAUGUAGACAAAUGGAUUCUGAUACCGCCCAGUAGAUCAGUGCCUCUUUCUCUCCUAUUGCACCACCUCUUUCUUUGUUGUUAAUCCCAUGCACAUUGUGUGCUUCCCAUUGAAAAUGUUGCUUAUCCCAUAUCAGACCUAUUAAACCCCCUCCCCCUUUUUUUUAACCUAGAGCAAAUGCAGGCAUCUCCACUGAACAGCCUAUUGGGUGGAAAUCACAAGUUACCAACCAAUGUAAAGCAGCUCCCUUUUCUUCUUCUAAGAUGAUGGAAAAUGCUUCCUAGUUUCAUUAGGGGGUAUGCGAUUUACUCUCGCUCAUUUUUCUUUUUCCCUCCUGUUAUUACAUGCUUUAUUCAUUUCCAUGCUCCCUGUUUCACACUUGGCAAACAUCCUUUUUCCCUCUAAAGAAAAAAAAUGAACUCUAGUUGACUAUCCCUUCCUCCUCUCCCACCCUCCCAUUCCUUCUUAGUGCUAUCACUGAUUAAUUGCAAGGGGCAAACCCUUCUAAGUGCUUACACUGUGAUGACAGGGGCCCUAAUUUUAAAAUUGUGGAAGUUCAGAUUUAUUAUUAUUAUUUUUUUGUUAGGUUUAGGAUGGCCAGAUAUCUCCCUAAACAAUUAUGUGGUCCCCUGGAGGUUAGUAGACCACAGGUGAAUGGUUUACGACAUUCUGUUCUUUUAAUAAAGUCUUUGGAAGUAAGGGAGAAAAAGUUGAUGAUGUUAUGUAGGGCCCCCAAAUGUUAUAAAUGGAAAUGUGGCCCUGAGGGCACCGAGGUUGGCCAGGCUUGUCUCUGGUGAAGAAUCAUUUUUCAACUUCUCCUGUUUCCUGUUUACAUUGCUGCACUACUGAUUUUUUUGGAAGAUGAAGAAUAAAUAUGCUGCUCAGCCUGUGGGGGCACUUAACCCCGUUGAACUGGAA